Molecule: messenger RNA, 399 nt
Organism: Vigna radiata var. radiata (mung bean)
Lineage: Eukaryota; Viridiplantae; Streptophyta; Magnoliopsida; Fabales; Fabaceae
Product: actin-related protein 2/3 complex subunit 5A
Biological process (GO): regulation of actin filament polymerization; Arp2/3 complex-mediated actin nucleation
Cellular component (GO): Arp2/3 protein complex; actin cytoskeleton; cytoplasm
Molecular function (GO): actin filament binding
Source: RefSeq, a predicted model, not a curated record
UCAGCACACUGGAUUGUGGUGCACAGAGCUAUAAUGGCUAUAAAAGAUGUGGAUGGGAUGCUUUCUUCAUUGGAUCCUGAGUACUAUGAUAUCCUAAUGAAGUACUUGUAUAGAGGCUUAGCUACCGGAGAUCGUCCCACAUGCGAUCAAUGUCUUCGNAUUCAUGAAAAAUUGACAGAGAAAGCAGGACUUGGUUGCAUCCUACGUUUCCUGACUGAUACUGUAAAUACAGUUUGAUUUCUGAACUACCUUUAUAUUUUAAAUUUUUGUUCUUUUCNUUUGGUGUUUUUGAUUUUUCUUGUCUAUGCAAGACUACAGCAAUCAAUGUAGUGAAGUAUCAGGGAAAUAUAUUAAUGUUGGAUUGUUGGAUUCAANGUAAUAUGAACUUUACCUUUUCAA